GAUCCGCGCAUUGCUCACUUUAUAGCGCGCUGUGCGUUAUCAGGGAUUCCCACAAUGCACCUGUGCUGUUGAGGAUAGUGGAGUCGGUUUGGGACGCGUCCAGGUUGGAAAACACUACGGUGGUGUUUAUGUGACGGAAUGUGGGCGCAUCGUGACUCAACGAGCAAAAAAACUCGUUCAGCUGUUUAUUAAAAUCCGUAACGUAAGCGCCAAACACACACAUACACACGGUGCUCGUGACUGUCAGAUGUAGGGAACAGUACGUAGGGAUUAGGGCGCCAUUUGGAAUGCGACGCACGAGAGCAUAACAUGGACCAGCGUUAGAAACGGACGCGCUCGCGCCUCUGCACCGGACAGAACAGGGAGAAUGUGGCGCUCGGUAACGGAGGCGUGCCGCGGCCUCGCGCUGUCCGUGUGGCUCGUGUCGCUGUGCUCGGUGCGCGCGCCGUGCCUGGACUUCGCGGCGGAGAAGGAGGAGUGGUACACGGCCUUCGUCAGCGUCACAUACGUGGACCCGGACACAGCGCAGCUGCGCACCGAGAAGAGCGAGUGCGGUCACUACGGAGAGCAUUCUCCCAAGCGCGACGCCAAGGGCUUGCUCGCCACGGCGGCGUCGGCGCGCGAGCGUCACGCCUGCGACCCCAACACGCGUUUCGCUGUUCCCGACCGAGCCGGCUCGUGGAUCGCCCUGGUCACGCACGGAAACUGCACAUUCAGGGAUAAAAUCCGCCACGCGUCCGGACAGAACGCUUCCGCCGUGGUCAUCUUUAACGUCGGGGCUUCCAACGCCAAUGAGACCAUCACCAUGCCACAUCCGGGUACGGGUGACGUGGUGGCGAUCAUGAUCCCCGAGCACAAAGGCCGUGAGCUGGUGCUGUUACUGGAGAGGAACGUGACGGUGAACAUGCACAUCACCAUCGGGACGCGCAACCUGCAGAAGUACGUGAGCCGGACGUCCGUCGUCUUCGUCUCCAUCUCCUUCAUCGUCCUCAUGAUCAUCUCGCUGGCAUGGCUCGUCUUCUACUACAUCCAGAGGUUCAGAUACGCCAAUGCCCGAGACCGCAACCAGAGGCGACUCGGUGAUGCAGCUAAAAAGGCCAUCAGUCAGCUCCAAGUUCGAACCAUCAGGAAAGGAGACCAGGAGACGGAGUCAGACUUUGAUAACUGCGCUGUGUGUAUCGAAGGCUACAAACCUAACGAUGUGGUGCGAAUUCUCCCCUGCAGGCAUGUCUUCCAUAAAGGCUGUGUGGAUCCUUGGCUGGUGGACCAUCGCACGUGUCCCAUGUGUAAAAUGAACAUCCUGAAAGCGCUCGGGCUCAUGUCGAGUGCAGAAUGCCUUGACGAGCUUCCUCUGGACUACGACCUGGCCGUCGGAGGCGUGGCCCUGAAUGCCAUGGUGAUGAGCGAUGAUGUCCUGGCCGGUGACAUCACAGGGGGGCGUGACCCUGGCGUGAGGAUGGUGGGUCUCCCUCAGGUCCUCCUAGACUCGGAGCCCAUCACGGAGGACACCUUGCUGACUGAGCAGAGUGAACUUCAGCCAAUAGUGAGCAGCGCUUCAGAAGCAUCACUCGCUGAAGGGGCGGGGCAGUAUGAUAUGGACGCAGACAGCAUGGAAUGCCACCUGAGUAGCAGACGCACCUAGCCGAUGACGUCACUGCCUGCUGCGUUCCUACCCUUUACUCUUCCUGUGUGUCUGGUGUUUGAAACGCACCAGUUGCUCUGUCUCUGCUGGUUUACUUCAGAGUGUACACUCGAGUGCCGUAUAUUCCGGAUUAUAAGACAUGGUUUAACCGUAUAGCAGGUGCUGGGGGUGGAUCAUUUCACAAUUAGCCUCAUGUGGAUUAUAAACCACCACAUGGCAUUCAGCUUCGUAUGUGAAACGUGUACACACCAACCACCCCUAUACUGAAACAUAGACAAUAGCUGAGCGCUUUUCCAUGUGAAAUAUGCAAGAAACGGACAUUUUUAUUUUUAUUCUUAAUUUACUGAGCUACUCAAACUGUUAAUUUUUUUUUUUAAAAACACUGGUUGUAAUCUUUUAUUAGCAUUAUCUAAGUUAUUGAUAUAUCGCUUUAGCGGACGAUUUAAGCUGAGAAACUUGACAGAUCCACGGUUAAACAUGGGCCAGCUAGCUCGAAACUAGCUGUUUAUCUUUAGCUAAUGCACACCAAUGGCCUCCCGUUGUAACAGCAAAAUAACACUAGCUAGCUAGCUAGCUAGCUAGCUUUUAUUUCUUUCUUUUUUUUUUCUUUUUUUUUUUAGAAAUGUAUGCUUUUUAAUCCAUUUUUAUCAGGCGGAUAUGUGUGAUGUCCCAUGACCUUUGUCUAAGAAGCGUAGCCGACGGCUAAUUGAACAGAAAAUACGGCGUGUGUCUCAACCAGCGCUCAAGUUCUGUAGGGUGGUGAAUCAGUGUAUGGUGUACACUCAAUUUCCGGCGACAUGACUACAUACUCGUGCUGUAAAACAUCACCAAAAGUUAAAAACUUAACAAUAUCUAAGUUUUAUAUGUCGUAUAAAUUUGUUAAUGUAAUCACACGUAGUUUUGUCAUAAUAUGUCAAGCAGGAUCAAACAAACCACGUAUAGAACGUCAAAGUUGAGUAUCAUUUGAGAGCCACGAUUACAAGCUACUUACAUUUGUAGACGCAGUUGGCUGAGAGUUCAUUCCUCAAUUUUGUUUCGAGCUGAGACACUUCAGAAAACAUGAUGUCUUUUCCAGUAAGGGAACAUGGUGCAUCGAUGCUCCUGGGUUUUGCGGUGCAUUGUGGGAUUUUUCUAGGGAGGGAACACUUGUGAUCGAGACAGCCCUUAAAAUGGCCGCCUGCCUGAUCAGUGCCCUGACUGCUGAACUAUGGAGCUGAUUGAGACGCACCCAUGGUGACAACACAGACCAGCACAGUUAGCUCAACUAAGUAUAAAUGCAGUCGUAGUUUGGAGGUAGCAAUGCUAACGUAACCAAAUGACGCGGUCGGUUUUGCACUCGAUAACGUGAAGUAAAAAGAGAUAAUGUCACUACAGGCUUCCUUCUUCCUUUCCACGUAUUCUUCCUGUGUAGCUGAUAAAUGGAUAUUUAGCAUAAAUCUCGCCUUAAUUUACGACACAAGUUAGCUAGAGAGAUUACUAUUUGCUAACUGUAGGUUGGCUAUGCUUCUUACGUUUAGGUCACGUGACACGCACGGGUCUUAUGCUAAUGAAUUGGCUAAUAUUUUAAAAAUGUUAAAGUUUUCAGCUAUUAAAACACUAUGUAGCUCAGCAGGAGGAUCGCGCCAGGUGUUAUAGUCCGGAAAAUACACUACACUAGUUAGUUUUCAGCAGACAGUUGACUUUCACUGCCUUCAAGUCCUUCUCGGAAGUGUGUAUGUCACGAGUUUGAAGUAUGAUGUGAUGUGCGUUGAAGUGGUUGUGGGGGCGGAAACAAUAUGGAUGCCAUGGAAAAUGGCGUUUUUUUUGUUUUGUUUUAUUGUUCUGUCAGAUGAGAGGGCGAAUAUAUUUUGCAACAAAAUGAACUGAAUAGUGGUAUUUUUAUUUUAUUUUUUUAACCCAGUUUAGUAUUAUUCACAUGUUUCUGGAGGAUGAUUGUAGUAAUCUGAUCGAUUUGUACAUUAUAAGCAAUCCGUAUGAAUCGCAGACGUGGGUGUGGCUUCACCAGAUGCGCUCGUCAUGCUAAAAAUUCCAUCCGUACUACUACACCACACCUUAUUUUAAUACCAACGUAUUGUUUUGAUCCGUAUCGUAAGCGCUCGUUGUAGGGGGCGUGGCCUUGCACAUCACGCUUGUUUGUUAGUAGGUCACGUGACCAUCACGUAUCUGUAAGCUAUACCUGCGCUCGAAACUUUCUGCUUCUCUUUAUUAUUCUGUUUUAAACCAGACUUCGCUUUUCUAUCCUCUUUGAAAGCCAACAUUUCCUGUAGUGUCUCUUACUUUUUAAUUGUUUUGAUUGUUACCACACCUCCACCCGUUAAACUAAUCCCGUCCGAAUAAAGCUUCAUCCACAUCUAUGUCUAUCAUUUCUUCAAAUCUGUGUUCAAAUUGUUUUCUCGACACGCCCACAACACGUCAACGUGUGUUUUGUUGGGUUUUUUACUUCUCUCCAUAGAAAAAUCCGACGCUAAUCUCAUAAUUCCGACGUUUCCGUCAGGACUUGAAGGCCGAACUCGUUCUGCUCGACAAUCAGCUCGCUUUUCGAUUCCUACGUGGAAUUUUCUUCCAUUCCGUCUUCUACCGAACCGAGUGGAUUGAGGAAGGGGGACAUUUUAACAUUUCAGAAAGGAAAUAAAAAAAAAAAAGCAGUGUUUUAUUUUUCUAUAGAAGUGCACUUGAAGUGUGGACGAGUGCAGUGUUUCAAAGACGCUUCGGGAUGAUCGAAAUGGCCACGUUUAUUUAAAAAAAAAAAAAAAAAAAAAAAAAAAAAAAACAUGCCAAACUCGUGACUGGAGAGUUUUUUUGCUCGUGUCAUGUUUUUUUUCUUUUCUUUCCCCAGAAAGUGCUCUUGACCUCAUGGACCACAGCAUUUCAUACGCCUAGAGCAUGACAGCAAGCCUUUGCACACGUGUUUGUAUGUGAUUGGAUUCCAUUGAACUUUGUAUGUUGGUUUUUGUUUCCUCUGCACGAUAAUUUUGUUGUAUAUUGUAAAUAGAGGCAUUUUGUCAAA
Molecule: messenger RNA, 4649 nt
Organism: Ictalurus punctatus (channel catfish)
Lineage: Eukaryota; Metazoa; Chordata; Actinopteri; Siluriformes; Ictaluridae
Gene: rnf150b
Product: ring finger protein 150b
Exons: 7
Coding region: 368-1642 (424 amino acids)
Source: RefSeq, a predicted model, not a curated record